Molecule: messenger RNA, 1826 nt
Organism: Megalops cyprinoides (Indo-Pacific tarpon)
Lineage: Eukaryota; Metazoa; Chordata; Actinopteri; Elopiformes; Megalopidae
Product: protein regulator of cytokinesis 1-like
Exons: 14
Coding region: 138-1826 (562 amino acids)
Biological process (GO): mitotic spindle midzone assembly; microtubule cytoskeleton organization
Cellular component (GO): mitotic spindle midzone; cytoplasm; spindle
Molecular function (GO): microtubule binding
Source: RefSeq, a predicted model, not a curated record
UGUGCAUUUACCAUAAUACUGACUACACGCACCAAAGUGCCAAGACCUGCACCGGUUGCGCCACAUUAGCUGUUGAAUAAAGUUAAAAUAGUUGGUUGGUGUUUGCUGUUUAUCGAAGGAUUUUGGCUUUUCAUAGUAUGUCGAGUCGAAGGAGCGAGGCGCUGGCAUUCUCUCUAGUGACGGGGAUCAACCUGGCCAUGGCGCGGUUGGUGGACAUCUGGGACAGCAUUGGAAUCAUGGAAGAUCAGAGAGUGGAACGCAUGCAGACAGUGAAGAGGCACAUCGAGGGUCUUCUGAACGAAAUGAUAACCGAGGAAGAAGCUUUGAAGCAACGAAUUGCAAACAAUAUCAUCACUUUCCAGAGGCAGCUGGAGACCUUGUGCCUGGAAAUGUCCUUGGAACCUUAUACAGUCGAGGACGACCUCACAGUCCUGCAGAUGGAGAAGAACCUGCGGCUGCGGGUGGAUGCCCUGAUGAAGGAGAAGAAUGAGCGUCUGAAGGAGCUGGCAGACCUGCAGCAGGAGGAUGAGGAGCUGUGUGAGGAGCUCUGUGCCACGCCCUUCUACAUCCCUACCGGCACCCUGCCGUCCUGGGCACAGCUGCAGGAGCUGCGCCAUCACAUCUGCCGUCUCAGUGAGGAGAAGAAGAGCAGAGUGAAGGUGUUCUCUGGUCUGAGGGAGGACAUUGGCCGUGUGAUGGCUGAGAUGGGUCACGAGCCAGAGACCAGCCUGGAGAGGGAGGCCGUGUGCAAUGAUGCUGACAUCUUCCUGCUCACACAUGAGAACAUCAAGGCCCUCAGGCUGCUGCUGUGCCAGAUGGAGAUGAAGAAGAAAUCUCUCAUCGUCACUCAAGAUGAGCUGAAAGGGAGGGCCAUGAGCCUGUGGAACCGUCUGGAAUGCCCAGAGCAACACCAGAGGGAGUUUCAGGAUAACCUACCCAAUAUUUUGUCUGAGGAAAUUUCGCAGUGGCAGAGCGAGGUUCAUCGGCUGGAGAUGCUGCAGAAGGCCAAGCUUGAGGAAGUUAUUGACAAGGUUCGCCAGGAGCUGGUGGAGCUCUGGGACAAGUGCAUGUUUGGUCCCAAACAGAGAGAGUCUUUCAACCCCCACUUUUUUGACAGUAAUUUCACAGAAGAGCUCUUGUCUCGCCAUGACGAAGAACUGCGCCAAGUGAAAGCCUUCUAUGAAAAAGCUAGCCCCCUUUUGGAAACUGUGGAGAAGUGGGACAAGAACUGGGCGCUCUUCCUGGACUUUGAGAAAAAGGCGUCCGAUCCAAAUCGCUUCUCCAAUAGAGGGGGAACUUUGCUCAAAGAGGCCAAGGAGAGAGUGAAAGUUCAGAAAAUGCUACCCAAGCUGGAGGAGGAGCUGAGGACUGUGGUGGAGGUCUGGGAGAGGGAGCAGGGUAUUGCUUUCAUGGUGUGGGGUCAAAGAGUCAUGGAUUACAUCACCACUCAGUGGGAGGAGCACAAACAGCAGCGAGGGAAGGAGAAGAAUGAGCGUAUGACAAAGAAAGGUGAGACCACUCAAUUAAAAACCCCAUCCAAGAGAACCCACACAGGCUUUAAUGGCAGUGUCACUCCCUGUAAGGCCAGAAAGACCCCCAACCAGACGAUGAUACGCACAAACAGCAUCAGCUCCUCCACCUCCAACAGCACAACUACAACCUUCCUCAGUGUGUCAGUCAAGCCCCCCUUGUCCUCCCAGAAGGCCCAGCAGAGGAACAAAGCCUUUGAGACGAGCCAGCGGGCACCACUCCAGGAGUUCAACAGCGAAAAGAAGCACAUGAGAAUUGGCAGCUACUCAGAAUUCACAGGCCGGCCCGCGCCAUAG